ACGUAUGAAUCAAAUGUUAAUCUCAAUGGAAAUGAUUGUAAUGGCGGACAAUCAGAGCCGACAGAUAGACAACAAUUGCGACAACGAGUGGAUCGAGUGAUGACUUAUAAAGUGGUCAACAAAAACACUGCAAACAAUGCGCCGAAGAUUGCGAUCACAACUCAAAGCCAAUCACAGGACAAAAAAGUGGUUUAUUUGGUCGUAAACUCUGGUAACCAAACGUCGGCACAAACCUCUGGAACUAGUGUUUUGAGACCGCAGUUAAGGCUGGUUGUGAUGCCCAAAGAACUGCACUGCGAUGUCAUUGGCUGUCAAUUCAAGUGCCGAUCGCAAGAUCUGCUGAAAAAACACCGCAAAGACCACAAAUGCGUUUCUCGACUGGAAGUGCUCACAGAUAGACAAAUGAUUGUCUCGAAGACGUCGACGCAAGACAUUAACGUUAUUCCCGGCGACAAAACGCCGAUAAAGCAAAACAGGAAAUCAUUUGAAUGCAAAUACAAUGACUGCGACUAUCGGACAGAAAGUUUGAGAAAUAUUCAAAAUCACCGCAAAACACACGACAAUCCGUAUCGACGGCAGCGAUUGCGAGGCCUUUGCUUCCAAUACUAUGAUUUGGCCACCAAUUCAUACAUUUGUGACGAAACCAAUUGUCAGAAGGCAUUCAAAUAUUACCACCUUUUAAGAACUCAUAAGACUAUUGUCCACACGAGUCAAUGCUUGAGUUUUUGCUGCGAUUUUCUCGACUGUAAUAAAGUGUUUAAAAAGAAAUCUUAUCUCAAACAUCACUAUAAGUCAGUCCACACCAAAGGCAUGCGAUGUCCGCACACGGGUUGCGGCCAACAGUUUAUCGAUGAUAGAACUUUACGUAACCAUAUGUUAAGACACGCAACUGAGCCAUCAAUUGUGAGCCAAUCCAUUAGUCCACUGGAAGUGUUGACAGACAGACAGAAGGAUGACUCAAAGGCAUCGAUACAAGACAUGAAUGAAGAGGUGAUUCCCGACGGCAAUGCACCACCGAUUCAACUAAAUUUGCAAUCAUUUAAACGUAAUUACAAGGACUGCAAUUCUCGGAGCGAAUCAUUGGUUAAUUUUCAAAAUGACCACAACGUGCACAACACGACCCGCUAUCAGGCGCUUUCCAGGAAACAGCGUCUGGAGCUUCAGCGUCGGUGCUAUGAUUUGGCCACCAAUUCAUACAUCUGUGACCAAACCGACUGUCAUAAGAGGUUCAAGAGUUACACACUUAUGUCCGUUCAUAAGACUCGUAUCCACACGAGUCAAGCCGUUCGCUGCGAUUACGCCGACUGUAACAAAGUGUUUAGAAACAAAUCUUAUCUCAGAGAUCAUUGCAAGAUAUGCCACACCAAUGAUAAGCCCAUACACUGUCCGCACGAAGGGUGCGGCAAAACGUAUGUCAAUAAUAGCGCUUUAAGGGCACACAUGUUUAGCCAUACAACUGAGCGGCCAUUUGUGUGCGAUUUCAUUGGCUGCCAGAAGAGCUUUAAGGAUAAGCCAAGUUUUACGGGUCACCAACGGAUCCACUCAAAGGAACCCACUUUUCGGUGCACUUUUGACGGCUGUGAGCGACGGUUUCAGACGGCAAACCUAAUGAAUAAGCAUCGGGUGGCCGAUCACCAGAAGCCCCGUUACGUACAGAAGAAAAAACUGGUGACCUGUCAGUGGCCGGGCUGUGACUAUAGCGCCACUCGUACUGAUGUGAUGACAAGUCACCAACGCGUCCACACGGGUGAGCGGCCCUAUGUCUGCGAUUGGCCCGAAUGUGGCAAACGGUUCGCCCGAACGAACGCUUUGAAUGACCACAAGAAUGUCCACAACAAUGUGAAGCCAUACGCCUGUCAUUGGCCCGGAUGUGAGUACCGGAGCGGCAACACUGCAAAUAUGGCUAAACAUAAUAGACAAGUGCAUAAAAAUAAUUGUGACAUUACAAUCCCU
Molecule: messenger RNA, 1953 nt
Organism: Medioppia subpectinata
Lineage: Eukaryota; Metazoa; Arthropoda; Arachnida; Sarcoptiformes; Oppiidae
Source: the annotation of a GenBank genome assembly